GAAGAGGCGUAACGUGCGGGUGACUGGAGAAGGUCUCACGAGAGUGAAAGCAAGUGUCGCGAUUUUUUUUUCGCCUAGCGACUGACAACAAGCUGGUUGCUCAAAGUAGAAUCCGUCAAGUGGACUGGCCUGAGAUUGGAGUGAGACCCCAGCCCUAGGCUGGGGUUCUUCCCAUUUAGAGGAGACGGAUUCAGAGGGGUUACAGACCAAGAUUGUUGAAAACCAGACAUAUGAUGAGCGUCUAGAGAUUAAUGACUCUGAAGAGGUUGCAAGUAUUAAUACUCCAACCCCAAAACACCAAGGUCCUAAGUGAGGGCAUGCCACAGGCUCCAGGCCACAGAGGCAAAGACAUGGACCCCGUCCCAACUGCCCCUGCAAGUCCCAAGCGCCACCAGAACCCUUCUCAUGGACUUGAGAGGGUAGGAUGGUACAUAGAGAGCCAGAAGCUCAGAAAGGAGAAGAAGAAGACCUCACAGCUGACACCUCAACAAGGCUUUAGUGAAAAUGAUGAUGAUGACGAUGAUGAUGACUCAUCUGAAACUGACUCUGAUGAUGAUGAUGAUGAAGAGCAUGGAGCCCCUCUGGAAGGGGCCUAUGACCCUGCAGAUUAUGAGCAUUUGCCAGUUUCUGCGGAGAUUAAGGAACUCUUUCAGUACAUCAGUAGGUAUACACCUCAGUUGAUUGACCUGGACCACAAACUGAAACCUUUCAUUCCUGAUUUUAUCCCAGCUGUCGGAGAUAUUGAUGCAUUCUUAAAGGUCCCACGUCCUGAUGGAAAGCCUGACAACCUUGGCCUGUUGGUAUUGGAUGAACCUUCUACAAAACAGUCAGACCCUACAGUGCUCUCUCUCUGGUUAACAGAGAAUUCCAAGCAGCACAAUGUCACACAACAUAUGAAAGUAAAGAGCCUGGAAGAUGCAGAAAAGAAUCCCAAAGCCAUUGACACAUGGAUUGAGAGCAUCUCUGAGUUACACCGUUCUAAGCCCCCUGCAACUGUGCACUACACCAGACCCAUGCCCGACAUUGACACGCUGAUGGAGGAAUGGUCCCCAGAGUUUGAAGAGCUUUUGGGCAAGGUGAGCCUGCCCACAGCAGAGAUUGAUUGCAGCCUGACAGAAUACAUUGACAUGAUCUGUGCCAUCUUAGACAUCCCUGUCUACAAGAGUCGGAUUCAGUCCCUUCACCUGCUCUUUUCCGUCUACUCAGAAUUCAAGAACUCACAGCAUUUUAAAGUUCUCGCUGAAGGCAAGAAAGCAUUUACCCCUCCAUCCAACUCCGCUUCCCAAGCUGGAGACGCAGAGACAUUGACCUUCAGCUGAGACACCUCCCGAGGCUCUCUGUUUCAGGGCUGAGUGGGCUCCUCUACCCCAGCUGAGACGGAGAGAUUGUUGUCAGGCACCUGGCAUCCUUGCCCAUGCCACAGCUUGGCUCAGGGGCUGUGUGUGUCCUGCAUCCUUUCUGCCAGAGAGCUCUCCACAUGUUUGUUAAACAGCUCUGCCUGUCUCAGACUGCCUUCCCAGGGGAGUUAUGCAUCUACACCACUGUGGAGAUUUGAGUUAAAAGAAUUGGGAUUUCUGAGAUGCUCCGGCUCAGGUUGGGAGGAAAGCUUAAAAGAUGUUCUUUUAGGGAUAGGGAUGGAAUUAUUUUCUUUCUUACAGUUAGUUGGCAUAGAUUUUACAAAUAAAAUGCUCUAUCUGUCAGGUUAUCCUGCUGUUCUGUAGUAUGAAAGGGAAAAGGCUGACUGACAUAAGGCAGAGACAAGGAACUUGGCCUAGUAAUGGGCAUUAAGUCAAAAGCAGUUUUAGCAAACCAGCUUUGUGAAAUAAAAUUAAAACCCAAUCCUUUAAGAUUGGCAGGAGAGAGGAAUCAUUUUUCUCCCAGAAUUUAAUUUUUCUAGGUAUCUCUUCCCAGUAAAUGCUGCCUUCCUUAUGGGCAACCUGCCUGUCUUCCUCCAGACCUUCCUGGUUGUGGUCUCAGGGGGCCUAGCUAUUGCAGUAAUCCAGGUGAGACAGGAAUUGUGGAUUGGAUUAGGGUGGUAGUUGUGGUAGUAGUAGAGAUAGGUGGAUUCAGGAAAUAUUUUGGAGUUCUAUCAGCUAAGCUUCAGUCAGGAAAUCUGAAACUAUGCUAAUUGUUUCUAACAAAGAGUGUUUAAUGUAGGAAAUUGGUUACCAAAGUGUUGGAAAGGAGCAGAAGGGAGAAUGGAGGGGACUGAAGGAACAUAAAGGUCAAAAAGGAGUGUUGUCCCUUGCAGGUGCUGCCAGCAAAAGAGGUGCUGCUGUGGCCAGGUGGUGCAUGGCUGAGGAGGUGCCACACUCAGGCCCUCGCUCCCACCGCAGUCCCACUACGGUGACUGAGUUGUGGCUGCUGCUUCCUUUCUCCACCUUCUCAUCUCCUGCCAGUGCCUCCCACUGGCAGAAGUUAACAGCUGGCCAGGGAAUCUGGAAAAUGCAGCAGUACAAAGCAGAGUCUAGAAGGGAGGGUGUGGGGCUGAGAGAUAAUAUAAUAAUAGAGGUAGAACCAGCAGAACUUGGUGAUAGAGGGAAUGUGGGGGAUGGAAGGAAAGAAAUCAAGAGUGAUUCCCAGGAUUUUUUGGCUUGAGCAACUGAAUGGAUAAAGGGGGCAAGUACUGAUGGGUGGGGAUGUGGGACAAAAAUUGAUUGGCGGGGAAGAUUACAUUUAAGUGCUACACCGCCAGCCUUAUAUGUACACAGUAAACACAUCGGACAGGAAAGGAAUUAUUUCUUAAAACCAACUAUGAUCACAUCACUCUUGAGUUUGAGGAGCAGUCACUUUUGAGCUCAGGCCUUACUUUGAUAUAUCAGGUCCAGGUGCUCUGCUCUCAAAUGGGCACCGUUAAUGCUCACAUUUGACUCAGGGAAUGAAGGGAGGCAAAAUUUAAUAGGAGCUCAAGUGCUUUAUUACGUUUUCAGGAACCAAUCAGAUUGCCUUCUUGGCUAGAGCUGAGACUCAGCACUAAUAAAUGUGGUCGAUUCUCUUUAUUCACGGUACUUAAUUCUAUAAAGUCACCGCAAACACUGAGUUAGCAGAUACUGAACCAUUGCUCCUAGAGGAAAUACAGGGUUAGAUUCCUGUGUGCCUCUGGUCGUAACAUUUUGUCCACCGACCCCUAAUCCACUGAACUUACAGCCAACAGCACCAUAAACCAUGCCCAAACAAAGCUUAUCUAAUACAUUUUCUCCGUAAGGUACAUCACAACCUUCUUACACAUGGGAACAUGAGAUAGUACUUCAGCAUUACACUUGGAGGCCAUUUAAAAUAGUAAAAUCACAAGAAAAAUGUAAAAAAAUGUGGCACUAUAUAGACUGCAAAAAAGAUGCUUGUUUACACCAUGAGAGUUGAAACAAAAAGGCAGAGCAUCACGUUCAGCCUCAGCUGGGAAUGGGCAUCAGGCAACUCAAAGUUUUUGCUUCUCUGAGCAUGUCCGAAAAUGACCUUGAAAACACCACAGGUAGUGAUUUUGGGAUUACAAAUAAAUUUUUGCAAGUAGGUGGACUCAGAAUCUAAACAAUAACGAUCAGCAGUACUUCUUAAAUUCCUGGUUGAUGUGUGGGCCUUUCAGCUCCUCUCGCCCCAGCACGUCCACCCUGGCUCUCCAGAGAUCGUGUUCAGGCACUGUUCUCAUCAGGGCUCCUGUCUCCUCUUCACCAGUCUCGAGUUAUUCCCUUUUGGCUACUUACUCCUGUGGCCCUAGCAAAAGUCAGUUAACCUAUGCCUUAGACGAUCCAGCUGUAAAACAGUUAUAAUGAACACCAACUUACCUCUUAGAAUACUCUCUCCCUAUCCCAAGAUCCUCGUUUUCCUUAAUACCUAGAUGUGAACUGCAAAGCCAAUCUGCUUGCUGUGCUGUACACGUGGAUCAUGAAUUUUGUUUCUUUUUUUAGAGGUGCUUGCUCUCACCCACCAGCAAUACAACCCGCCAAACAGGAUAAUUUGGUAACUGAUCACUCUCCCCUCACUUCUUUUUUAAAAAUUUAUAUUAAUAUUUUUAUUUUUAUUUUUGUGGCUGUCUGAACCUGUGACCUUGAGGUUAUAAGUCUGCAUUCUAACAAACUGAGCUAACCGGCCAGCCAAGUCAUGAGUUCUAACUAAACUUUUAUGUAGGCUGGAGGUGUCCCUCACCUUCUCUGCUGAUCCUAGGCUCGUGACACCUCCAAAUAAACAAAAAUGGACACAAGUAUUUACAUCUUCACUCCCUUCUCUAAUCUUACUAAAAUGAUUAUAGGAAUAAAAAAACAAAAGGCAAAAAACAGUAAGGACAGAUAAUAGGAAAGAAAAUGCUGAUAGACUAGAUAGCAACAUAAUUUUGGAAGAUGGACAAGUGGUAAUUGAUUUAGCAGCGGGGAGGAAAAAACCCUGGAAUCUGCCUAUGGAGGAGAGGGCCUGAGAGCCAGUAAGAAGUAAGCUAUUUGACUUUGCAGAAAUUCUGGAAAGGAUCAGGAAUAGAAAGUGUCAGAUGUUUCUGAUGGCAAGUUUGCAGGGUGGGGCUGAAAACAGGAGGAUUGAUUGAAGGUUUGUAUAAGUAGGUCCCCAGAACCUUCCCACCUGUGCCACCCACCUCCUUACCCCAACAGAAGAUGGGCACCUUUGAACCAAGGAGACUAUGAAGACUAUGAAUGUGAGAAUUCCAAGUGACUAUAAAGGUAGAAGGGGCCAUAUUUAAAAUAAGAGAAUUAAAUAAAGGAAUGAGCAUGAUAUCCUCAGCCUUCUUCCUGACUUAUACCUCCAAAGCAAAAUAUUGGAGGAAACCAGGAAACUGAUCAGGCAAGGAGAAGAGAUCUACAGAUUCUGACAAUUAGGGUUCUUUAAGCAAAUGUUUAUGUCCUUCCUUACACAUCAACUUCCAAUCAGUUUUUGUUGUCUCAUUUCUGUGUAUGUGUACACACAGCAACAACCAGACAUAAGGAGACAGAAGACAACACAAACCAACUAGAUCUAAUAGAAUACUCUAUCCAACAACAACAGCAUACACAUUCUUCUUGAGUACACAUGGAAUAUUGUCCAGGAUAGACCAUGUUAGGCCACAAAUUGUCUCAAUAGAUUUAAAAAGAUAGAUAUACAAAGUAUUUUCUCUGACCACAAUGGGAUGAAGUUAGUAGUAAUAACAAGAAAAACUGGAAAAUACACAAAUUUGUAGAAAUUAAGCAAUAUACUCUUAAACCAACAGUGGGUCAAAGAAGAAAUCACAAGAGAAAUUAGAAAAUACUUACAGACAAAUGAAAAAACACAACAUACCAAAACUUACGGAAUGCAGCAAAAGCAGUGCUCAGAGGUUAUAGCUAUAAAUGUUUAUAUUAAAAAAGGAGAAAGAUCUAAAAUAAAGUUUACAACUUCAGGAACUAGAAAAAGAACCAAGUAAACCCAAAUCUAGCCGAAGGAAGGAAAUAAAGACAAAGCAGAAAUAAAUAAAAUAAGAGAAUAGAAAAACAAUUUAAAAGUAAAAUGAAAAGUUGACUCCGAAUAGAUUAACAAAAUUGAAAAACCUUUAGCUAGAAUAUCUAACAAAAAAAGAAGACAAAUAACUAAAAUCUGAAAUGAAAGUGGGGGCAUUACUACUGAUUCUAUAGAAAUAAAAAGGAUGAGAGAUGAUGGAGUUUGGAUGUGUUGUCCCCUCCAAAACUCAGGUGGAAAUUUGAUCUCCACUGUGGCAGAGUUGAAAACUAAUUGAGUCAUGGGGGCAGAUCCCUCAUGAAUGUAUUAAUGCUCUUCCUGGGGGAGGGGGGUAGUGAGUGAGUUCUCAUGCUAUUAGUUCCCGCGAGACCUGAUUGUUUAAAGGACCCUGGCACCUCCUCUCUCUCUCUUGCUUCCUCUCUUGCUUCCUCUCGCCAUGUGAUCUGUUUGUACCCGCCGGCUGCCUGCCACUUUCUGCCAUGAGUAGAAGCAGCCUGAGGCCCAUGCCAGAUGCAGCUGUCCCAGAAACAUAAGCCAAAUAAACCUCUCUUCUUUAUAAAUUA
This is a messenger RNA of Cynocephalus volans (Philippine flying lemur), 5972 nucleotides long. RefSeq names its product intraflagellar transport 46 (gene IFT46). The transcript is spliced from 12 exons. Bases 252 to 1319 code for a protein of 355 amino acids. NCBI's taxonomy places the organism in Eukaryota, Metazoa, Chordata, Mammalia, Dermoptera, Cynocephalidae. Gene Ontology annotation, cellular component: intraciliary transport particle B; centrosome; motile cilium. The record is from RefSeq and is a predicted model, not a curated record. Gene Ontology annotation, biological process: intraciliary transport; cilium assembly.